Kalmanozyma brasiliensis GHG001 is the source of this 573-nucleotide messenger RNA. Its product is annotated as Golgin subfamily A member 7/ERF4. Gene Ontology annotation, biological process: peptidyl-L-cysteine S-palmitoylation; protein targeting to membrane. The transcript is spliced from 3 exons. Gene Ontology annotation, cellular component: extrinsic component of endoplasmic reticulum membrane; endoplasmic reticulum palmitoyltransferase complex. Lineage: Eukaryota; Fungi; Basidiomycota; Ustilaginomycetes; Ustilaginales. Bases 1 to 573 code for a protein of 190 amino acids. The record is from RefSeq and is a predicted model, not a curated record.
AUGCCGAACGUGGAGAAGCCCACCGAUCAAGCAUCCUCCACCUCGACCGCCUACCCUCCAGCAGCCAUCGCCACCACCAAAGUCCCUUCUUCAGAUACACAAGCCGAGCAGGAAUACUAUCCGCCCCCAACAUCAAGCUACUACUUUGGCGCACCAGACGCUAGCCGCGCAUUUGGUGAGCCCCAAACGGGCACGCCUGGGCUACAUCUGCCGAAGGAGAUCGUACGGAUCGAACGAGACUAUUCGCUCGGCGAACUACCCCAAUACCACCCCUCUUUCCCACUCGAGCUCGAGACGCGGCUCAGUCCAACAACGUUUAGCGAAAUCGUCAACGAUAUCAACAGCUUGCUCGUCGAGGCGCACAAUUCGACGCGGGUGUGGGUGGAUAACGUUGUUGCGAUAGGCACGUUCUACCUCUCCACUCUGGUGCUCGGGACGCAUUACAGACGCACAAUGAAGAAGCUCGACGAGCUGGUCGAGAGAGUGAACAGGGAGACGAUGCACCCAGCAGGAUUGAAUCUCGUCCACCCGCACAGGACCGCAUUCCUCUUUUUGGAGGUGGAAUACUUUUAG